AUGGUCAGAGUCCAACCAGAGAGAUUCAGAGAUCUUCUGGUUGAUGAAGUAAUGGAGACUCAGUAUCACCAGUUUGGGUCGUCUGAUAGCAGCACUGUCCAUGGAGAGCCCAGAACCACUAUACAAACGGUGUUUGCAGGUAUGAAGAGCAUAGUGGUUUGUGUCCUCUACGGAGUCCUGGUGCUGCUGCUGUUAAUCCUGCUGAUGGUCACUGGGAUCAAAUUCUCCCUGUUAAACAAGGAAAUCACUGAUGUCAAACUCCACCUCGAGAGAAUCAACCAUGGGAAACCAAUGGCAUCGAUCGGAUCAGCUGCAAAACCUGUGGUGGAGGUCCUCUUACCGAAACUUGUCCCAGUUCGAGGAUCAUGUAGGGAAGGAUGGGUGUCUUUCGAGAGGAGCUGCUACCUGCUAUCCACCUCCGCCGUGACCUGGAGGAACGCAGAGGAGCAGUGCCGAACACGUGGAGGACACCUGGCGGUUAUCAAUAAUGUGGAGGAACUGGACUACAUUUCAAAAAUAGUUGAAAUCCAAUAUAACUAUUGGAUUGGACUUGUGGAGCGACAACACGAGGGACACUGGAGCUGGGUGGAUGGAACCGACUUCAAUUCAACCCCGACUUUCUGGGAUGAAGGUCAGCCUGACAACUGGGACUACAGAGAGAACGGGGAGGACUGCGGGCAGCUUCACGCUUCUCAGAUACAGAAACGCAAGAUGUGGAAUGACGCAGACUGCAACCUGCCGUAUCAAUACAUCUGUGAAACCAGGGCUUGAGAGACAGCGAGACCGUCUGAGCUAGUGAACCCUCACCAGCAUGACAGGCCUGAUGUGUUGGAAAAUAAUGGGUCAAAUUAAGACUGAUGGAAAUGAUGUAUUUGAUUUAAAUUUAUGAAUUUUGUGAGCCACAAAAAGGGGAUAAAAGUUGCAUAAACAGUACAUGUGUGAGGCAUCUGUUGCAAUAAAACAGUAACUAUGAACACAA
Sebastes umbrosus (honeycomb rockfish) is the source of this 979-nucleotide messenger RNA. It is a transcript of the gene asgrl1, whose product is annotated as asialoglycoprotein receptor-like 1. The record is from RefSeq and is a predicted model, not a curated record. The transcript is spliced from 8 exons. NCBI's taxonomy places the organism in Eukaryota, Metazoa, Chordata, Actinopteri, Perciformes, Sebastidae. Gene Ontology annotation, molecular function: signaling receptor activity. The coding region runs from base 1 to 771 and encodes 256 amino acids.